Molecule: messenger RNA, 1059 nt
Organism: Rodentolepis nana
Lineage: Eukaryota; Metazoa; Platyhelminthes; Cestoda; Cyclophyllidea; Hymenolepididae
Source: the annotation of a GenBank genome assembly
ACUGGCGACCUAAAUAAUCCCAAUUGUGAGGGCGUAUCCGGAGUCCUGGCUGCCUACAGUCGCGUCGCCAAUGAGACAUGUGGCUCAGCUCCGCCUAACUUUGCUCCUCUUAUCAAACACGUUAAUGAGAUGGCAAGGACCUCUCGAGACAGUUCGAAGUAUUUUGUUCUCCUUAUUUUAACAACUGGUUUUGUCGACGACUGGGUGGAAACUCAAAGAGCUGUAAUUGAGGCGUCUUUUCUUCCAAUUUCAAUAAUUUUCAUAGGUGUCGGCGGUGGACAAUUCGAAGAAUUACUGGUUUUGGAUCAGGAUUUUGCUCUUCUGAAGAUCGGUCAGGAAGAAGCCUGCAGAGACAAUGUUCAAUUUGUGGAAAUUCGAAAAUUUCUUCGAUUGGCCGCGGACGGGAGCGAAGAAAUUCGGUGGAACAAGAUGGGACUUGCGAAGGAGGUUCUUGCCGAAUUACCCACUCAGAUGAUGAGUUACUUUUUAAAACAACGUCUUUUGCCUCCAAAUACAAUCCCAAAUCGUCCAGAGCGAACCGAACAACUGGCAGAUCCCGCCUGGUGGCAUUCCUACAUGCAACCUUUGUAUCACCUGCCUUCCAGUAAAUCGUCCCAAGAGCAAGGCCUUCGGGAACAAAAACCUCGAUUACAGAGUGUUGAUCAUGCUUCAGAAGAAAGUGAAAAUGUUUCCGAAUUACCAAGUAUUUCUUCUAACCCUAAUCGAAGUCUAACACCUCAAAAGAUCUCUUCAGAUGCUAUUUCUGAUUCAUCCGUUCGACAGAUUAGGUUAGUCGGGAAGAUAAGACGAGAACUUUCGUUUGAAGACACUUCAUUUAGACGUAGAUUCCGAGGUGGUAAUCGUCAAGUCACUUAUGAAGUUAGGGAGAGUUCAACGAGUUGCGUAGAUCCGCAGGAAGAUCAAUCCUCGCGAAUGCGCCACCAUAGUUGGCGAGAGAGACCAGAACGAACGGUCUCUGGAGGAUCAUCCCAGAGGUCGGGAAACCAUAGGCAUUCAGAAGACUUGGAUGGCAAGAAACUGCCACAUCUUGUUGGGUAA